AUGGCGGCUUCUUUGCAAUCCUUUAACCCUACAUUGGCCCGAGCUUUUUCUCCUCCACGCAAACUUUCCUUCUCUCCCUUCCAUUCUCCAGUCCUCAAACUCCUUUCCUCCUCUACCGCCUCCUUCCAGCCCUUAGUUUCUUCUCCUUCCUCCUCCUUCUCUAUUUCGCCGCCGUGUGUCGCCGCGUCUUCUGCGGUGGAGACGGAUGCCACGAAGACCUUUCAUGGCCUCUGCUAUGUCGUCGGUGACAACAUUGACACCGAUCAGAUCAUCCCCUCCGAGUACCACACCCUCGUCCCCUCGAACCCGGCCGAGUACGAGAAGCUCGGUUCCUACGCGUUCAUUGGCCUCCCGGCUUCGUACACCACGCGCUUCGUGGAGCCUGGUGAGAUGAAGACAAACUACUCGAUAAUCAUCGGCGGUGACAACUUCGGCUGCGGAUCGUCGCGCGAGCACGCUCCGGUAGCUCUGGGCGCCGCCGGAACGAAGGCGGUGGUGGCUGAAUCGUAUGCUCGGAUCUUCUUCAGGAACUCAGUGGCGACCGACGAGAUUUACCCUCUGGAAUCGGAAGUUAAGGUAUGUGAGGAGUGCAAGACAGGGGGCAUGGUGACGAUCGAGCUGAAGGAAACCGAUAGUGUGUUGAUCAAUCACACGAUAGGGAGGGAAUACAAGCUGAAGCCCAUCGGAGACGCCGGUCCGGUCAUCGACGCCGGCGACAUUUUCGCAUAUGCCCGGACGACCGGCAUGAUUCCAUCUGCAUCAUCCUGA
Tarenaya hassleriana is the source of this 768-nucleotide messenger RNA. RefSeq names its product 3-isopropylmalate dehydratase small subunit 3. The transcript has a single exon. Lineage: Eukaryota; Viridiplantae; Streptophyta; Magnoliopsida; Brassicales; Cleomaceae. The coding region runs from base 1 to 768 and encodes 255 amino acids. The record is from RefSeq and is a predicted model, not a curated record.